Messenger RNA from Hypomesus transpacificus, 920 nucleotides. RefSeq names its product complement C1q-like protein 2. The transcript has 4 exons. Lineage: Eukaryota; Metazoa; Chordata; Actinopteri; Osmeriformes; Osmeridae. Gene Ontology annotation, molecular function: protein binding. The record is from RefSeq and is a predicted model, not a curated record. Bases 144 to 860 code for a protein of 238 amino acids.
UAUUUAACUCCUCUGAAGGUCCUGGGUUUUACCUAUUUCUUCUAAUUUCCUGGUGUUUGGGUUCUCAGGUGUGUGACCAACCUGGAUGCAUAUAAAAACAGGGACUGAACGCGGUGGGUGACAACACUCUACUACCCUUCAGGAUGAAGAUUGAUACUGUGGUUCUGCUGCUCUGUCUGUCUGUGACACGGGCCCAGGGAGACGGCACAGGGGGCCAAGAGAACGACACCAUGAACAGUCUGGGUGAACCACAACCAGGAGGCCAUGGGAGCGAUUGUGCCAUCCUGACUGAACUGAGGGCUCUGAGAGACAUGGUGGUGGAACAGAAGGUUGAGCUGAGAGUCACCCAGAGUCAGGUGGAAGAGAUGAGAAGAGACAACGCAGCCCUGGAAGCCAGACUAAGUCUCAGUGAACAUCACGUGGAAGAACUGAAGGCAGAGAAUGAGGGCAGACCAAAGGUGGCAUUCUCCGUGGGUCUAACUGAUUCAGGAAAUGUUGGGCCCUUCAACACUGACACAUCACUGGUCUAUAGCAAAGUCUUCACCAACAUAGGCAACGCCUACAGCCCAGUAACAGGUGCGUUCACAGCACCAGUGAGAGGAGUGUACUACUUCAGGUUUACUGCCGCGGACGGCCGUCGUUCCAAAACGAAGGCAGGAGUUCAAAUGUUGAAGAACGACCACAAGAUCAUGGUCAUCCAUAUCCUUAAUAACGGUCUAUGGAGUUAUGCGUCAAAUGCUGUCACUCUGGAACUGGAGCAGGGAGAUAUGAUUAUGAUGCGUCUUCCAUCAGGCUUCGGCCUGUUUGAUGACAUUUGGAAUUACAACACCUUCAGUGGUUUCCUUCUCUUCCCCAUGUAAAACAGGCUGUCUGUCCAGGCUCGUGACCCAGAGUUUAAUAAAGCUGACAUUCCUCCCUUG